AUGACUAACGACCAUGAUUUUUCGAUGCAUUUGGCUAACCAAAUCUACUUUGUGCUUCUCAUGCCUAAGUUUCAAAAGCACUUGACCAUGUCAGAUAUGGCCACUUUGGCCAUUAAAGUCAGCGUGGCUCUUCAAAGUGCGUCGAGCAAGGACGAUCAUCGCUGCAAGAAGGCUUGUAUUCUUGUGUUGGUGCUGGUGGAUUAUCUCAAGCUAGUGCCUGGGUCGGUCAGGAAGUUGCAGAGAUUUACUUCUAGAAGAGCUAAGAUGGCAGUUUGUUCCUUUAGACACAGAUUGAGCACAAUUUAUGAAGGCACAACUCUUUAG
Messenger RNA from Quercus robur (English oak), 324 nucleotides. RefSeq lists its product as uncharacterized. NCBI's taxonomy places the organism in Eukaryota, Viridiplantae, Streptophyta, Magnoliopsida, Fagales, Fagaceae. The record is from RefSeq and is a predicted model, not a curated record. The transcript is spliced from 3 exons. Bases 1 to 324 code for a protein of 107 amino acids.